Plasmodium yoelii is the source of this 1956-nucleotide messenger RNA. RefSeq names its product autophagy protein 5, putative. The transcript has a single exon. The record is from RefSeq and is a predicted model, not a curated record. Gene Ontology annotation, cellular component: phagophore assembly site membrane; cytoplasm; Atg12-Atg5-Atg16 complex. NCBI's taxonomy places the organism in Eukaryota, Apicomplexa, Aconoidasida, Haemosporida, Plasmodiidae. Gene Ontology annotation, biological process: autophagy of mitochondrion; cellular response to nitrogen starvation; autophagosome assembly. The coding region runs from base 1 to 1956 and encodes 651 amino acids.
AUGAAGGAAUAUAAUAAAGCACUAUUUAUGGAAAAACCAAAUAUCGAUCAGAUAAAUAAUAAUAUAGAGAAUAGCAAAUUAGUGUUAUGCAUAUGUAUCAAUGAGAAUGAAUCGAUAUCCUUAAUACCACCAUCUUAUUAUUAUGUACAUGUUCAUAGGUAUAUGUAUUUAUCUAAUAUAAUCCCCAAAUGUUUAGAAUAUUUUAAAUCGUUUAUUUUACCUUUUUAUGGUAAUACAUUUGAAGUAUAUUUUGAAUGCAUAGGGAAAAGUGGGAAAAAAAAAAAAAAAAAAAAAAAUAGUAACGAUAAUAGUAACGAUAAUAUAUUUAAUGAUGAUUCAAAUAUAGACAAAAGUGAUGAUAUAAGUGAAGACAAAAUAAUACUUGAUUGGAGAUUACCUAUAGGAGUACUUUUUGAUAUAUAUUGUGAUAUUGACGAUGAAGACGAUUAUUUUAUUAACAGUCAGGUAAAAACAAAUAAAAAUUGUAAAUUUUGUUCAAAUGAUGAAUUAUUUUAUGAACAUGUAAAUAUUUUAAAAAUACAAACAGAUCAAAUAAAUGAUAUUAAUAAUUUUAAAGAAGAUAAAUCAAAUGGUGUAAAUGUGACAGAAAGUUCUUUAAAUAAAAAUUUAGGAGAAUUUUCUACAAACAUUAAUUUAAAAGAUGAUGAAAAUAAUGAUAAUACCACAAUAAAUAUUUUUAAUAAUAACCAAAAUGAUAUGAACAACAUUAACGAAGAAGCUAGCCAUAAUUCAUUCAUAAAAAAAAAAAAUAUAAUAAAUAAAAAAGAACAAGAUAUUAUCGAUUAUAAGUCUGAUAAAAAAUUAGACAAAUAUAAAGAAAACCAUUCUGAAGAUGAAAAUUUAAAAGGAUAUUCUCAUGAAUUAUUUAAACCUUUAUUAGAAUUUGAUAAAGAAACGAAUAUUAAUAUAAAAGAAUGUGUAAAUUUCCAAAAUGAUAAUUAUAAAUAUUAUAAUUUAAUUGGAAGAAAGGAAAUAAAUAAUGAUUGGUAUGAAAAAAAAUUUAAACAAAUAUCAUAUAAAAAUAUACCAUGGAAAUUGAUAUUAAAUUUUAAAGGAAAAGAAGAAUAUUAUGCACACAUGAAAAACCAAAAAAUUUUUAAUAAUCUAAACAAUGGUAAGUAUAACAGUUACAUACCUUUAUAUAGAGGAGUUAAAGAUUUUGAAGAUUAUAUAAUAAAUGAAUUAAAAAAAUCAAAUUAUAUUUUAAAUAAAAAUAAUAGACUAUUACACACAUUGCCAAAAAAAACAGAAGAACAACUUUUACAAAAUCUAACUAAUUUUAACAUAAAAAAUAUAUGUUCUUUAUAUAGAGAAUGUAUUGAUUAUAAUAUGAUAAUUUUUUUAGAGAAUUUUUAUUCAGAUUAUGUUAAACCAUGGGAAAUGGAAAGUUCAGAAAAAAGUAAAAUUUCUGAUAAGUUGGAUAACCAAGGAAAAGAAAAAGAAGUGAAUAAUAUUUGUAAUAUUGAAAAAAUAAUUAAAGAAGCUCCAAUUAUUAUACACAUUUAUGGUCCACCAUAUAAUAAAAUACAAACAAAAUUCCCAUUAUUUAAAAUUAAAUAUUCUAUAUAUAAUGAAAAUAAUAUUGAAGAUAUUGUAGCGUAUACUUUAGGUGAUUUAUUGCAUGUGAAUUUCCCAACUUUUUUUAGAAAAAUUCAAAAAAAUGAUGACAAUGAGAAUAAUCUAAAUUUAAAAAAAGAAUUUUCUGAAAAUAACGAAAUAAAUUCAGAUGAUAAAGAACAUAUAGACAAUAUCCCUUUAAAAAAGAAUAAUAUUUUUUAUCAUAUUGAAGAUGAAUAUAUAAUUUUUUUUCCUUACAUGUUCAUAAUAAUUAAUGGAAUACAAAUUCCAUUAAGAUCGCCUUUAUAUUGGCUUUUUUCAAAUUUUUCUCAUUUCGAUAAUUUUCUUCAUAUUAUCCUACGCAUCCCUUCGUAUUAA